This is a messenger RNA of Aspergillus japonicus CBS 114.51, 1355 nucleotides long. Its product is annotated as DSC4 family protein. The record is from RefSeq and is a predicted model, not a curated record. The transcript is spliced from 2 exons. Bases 121 to 1254 code for a protein of 377 amino acids. Gene Ontology annotation, biological process: protein processing; SREBP signaling pathway. NCBI's taxonomy places the organism in Eukaryota, Fungi, Ascomycota, Eurotiomycetes, Eurotiales, Aspergillaceae. Gene Ontology annotation, cellular component: Dsc E3 ubiquitin ligase complex.
UCCACUUCUCCUGAUUAACUCACUGCUUGACUUCCCCUCCCUUCAUCUUUCCACCCUUCCCAAACACCUGCCCACUUUCUGACCUCUCUGAUCGCAUCAUCCAUGUCCUCAUGACCCUCUAUGACCACUCCAGAUGUGUAUCGAGAUGCGGAAUACCUCGCUGACGUGUCCGGCUUAUCGCCCGGCCUCGUCGCCGGAUCUCCGUCCACCAGCAGCACCAGCGGCAGCAACGGCAGUUACGAUGAGCGCAUGAAAAAGAUCCAAUCCACCGCCAAGGUCGCAUUCAUCGAUCGGCUCCUCCGCGAUCUCGAUAUCCUCAUCUACUGCGAGCUCUCCGCGCUGUAUUAUAUGGAUUGCUCCAUCAUCCUCUUCGCCCUCCGCGCCAUCGUGCAGCUCAUCUUCUUCACCCCGAAAGCCCCGCCCUUCGACCCGACCCGGAACCAGCCCUUCGUCGGCGCCAUCUUCCUGAGUAAUCUGUUCUGCAUGCUCUGCCAUACCCUCUUCGCCGCGCCGGAAGCCGGCGAGGAGACCCGCGGGUAUAUCCACGGGGGCUUGUUCAUCGACUUCAUCGGCCAGAAGGCGCCCGUCCCGCUGAUUAGGCUGCUGUCCAUGGAUGUGUUGGUUCUCCUCCUGGAUUUGGUGAUGUUGGGGCUGGUGGUGGAGAGAGUCAAGACGGCCGAGGCGCAACAUCAACAACCGAGCGGUACGGCGACCUCAAGAAGUAAUAUCCUGAGUGCGAUCAUCAACGGGCUGGGGCAGGAUCACGAUUCCGAAGAGCGGGGUGUUCUCCGGGGUGCAGGCACAGCUCCUACUACAGAUGACCAGACCCAGGCCUUCGACAGUCGACGGCCUACGAGGGAGGAACGACCCGAGGAUCAUGACCAUGACACCUUGAUUGACGAACGGACCGAGUUGCUGGCCGACCCGGCCGAGACGGGCCUGCAUCUUGGGCGGAGCACGACCGCGGCGAAGGAUAGUCACCCCUUGGACCAGUUCGCCUCGGGCCAGGCGGUGAUCAUGGACGUGGGGCUGGUGGAUGUGGUCCGCGAGCAAUGGCGGUACACUCCGGCGACGGGGCGGAAUUCGUUGCGGUUUGCGAAUCCGCAGCAGGCGGCGGCGUUCAUGGCCGGGUUUCGCGAUGCGAUGAAUGGGCGGUCGGUGGAGCGGAAUGCGCAGACUACUGCUGCCACUGCCACUGCCACUGCUAAUAACCCCAAUCCCGCUCCCGAUGCCAAUGGCAUUGUCAGUGCUUAGAGGAGGGGCUUGCUGCUUUUCAUGGUCGCUUGGGCUGGUGUAGAUGCGGGGAUUCUCCUGUAUUGUAUAGAAUAGGUCAUAAUAUACCAAAUCUAUUUGUC